Molecule: messenger RNA, 3932 nt
Organism: Papaver somniferum (opium poppy)
Lineage: Eukaryota; Viridiplantae; Streptophyta; Magnoliopsida; Ranunculales; Papaveraceae
Exons: 5
Coding region: 41-1834 (597 amino acids)
Source: RefSeq, a predicted model, not a curated record
UGCUUCAUCUUCUUCCCCAUUUCAAAACCCUAAACCCCAAAUGCUAACCUCCAAUUUCACCCACCCCAAUUCCUUAAACCCUAAUCUCUCAUCUCUCCAAUGGCCGCAAAAUCCACUCUUCAAAUAUCAAAUCCCACACUACAAAAAACCCCUAAAAAUCCAUUCUUUCUUCACUCAAAACCCCCAAAUUACACCGGCUUCCCACAAAAUCAACCACCUUAGAAACCCCAGUGUCUCCGCAGGCCGCAGUAAGAAAAAACCCGGAGGCCCAUCCACCGGAAGAAUCGAAGGAAACGCCGAUGUCCGCCGUGAAGCGAAACGAAACGCCCGUCGGAAAAACAAAAUCUAUGCAGAGAAUUUCUUUUACAGAUUGAAAAACCCUCAUAGAAAUCAAGCUGAUAAUUUCACGGAAGAUGAAUUGCAGAUGGUUGGGUUGGGGUAUGAUAGAAUGGUUCGAUUCAUGGAGAAAGACGAUCCCAAUCUGAAACAUCCACACGAUUGGUACAAAUACGGGGAGUACGGUCCGUAUUCGUGGCGGGGGAUAGUCGUAGGCGAUCCGGUUCGUGCUCAUUUAUGGGAAGAAGGUGUUACCAUGAUUCAAGAAGUGAAUAGUCAUGAGGAAUGGGAAGAAAUUGAGAAAUUUGAUAUGGCCACGGAAUUUAGUGAGCGAUUGACUGUUUUGGAUAAGAAAAUUGGGUUUCACCAUUACUGGGUGUUUGUGCGGCAUCCGAAAUGGCGAGUUACGGAGUUUCCCUGGCAGCAAUGGACAUUGGUUUGUGAAGUGGUGAUUGAAUCAGGUGAGAAGAGAUUGGAUAAAUGGAAUUUGAUGGGGAGGUUAGGGAAUAAGACGCGGUCGUUGAUUACGCAAUGUGCAGCGUGGAUGAGGCCGGAUAUAAUUUAUGUUAAGCGGCCGGUGUAUCAAUGCAGGUUUGAGCCGCAGAGGGAUUUCUUUAAAGGGUUAGGUCCAUUGGUUGAUCCGAGUACGGAGAUGAAUUUUAUGUUUGAAUUGAGGCAUGAUGAUGGGAGAGUUGAAAUGUGUACAUAUUUCACUGGGUUGUGUAAGAUUGUGAGGGUGAAUCCGAAAGCGUUUGUGGAUGAUGUUGUGAAUGCGUAUGAGAAAAUGAGUGAUGAGAGGAAGGAUAAAUGUUUGGAGUUUUUGUUGUCGAAUCAUCCAUAUGAGCUAUUGCAUCCUUAUACGAAAGAGUGGAAGGCGAAAUUGGAAGAAAUGGAGCUGGGGUGUGAUGCUCCUGAUGAGGAUGAGGAUAAUGUGAGGGAUAAGGGCGAGAAAGAAAUUGUGGAUUGGUUUGAAGUUGAGGAUGGAGAUGAUGAGAACGAGGAUGAUUUUGUGAUCGAGGACCUUGAAGGAGGAGUGGAUGGCAGUGAGGAUGAGGAUGAGGAGAAUGAAGAGUCUGAAGAUGAGAAAGAAAGCGUAGAAGAGAAUGAAGAGUAUUGGAAAGAGGAGUUUAAUAAGGCGGUAAGAAGUUCAGAUGCAAUGGAAAGUUUUGUUACAAGAAGUGUUGAGAAAACUACAGCGUAUUACAAGCAGCAAAUGAAAGCAAUGGAAGAAGAGAAGGAGGAGAAACUUGGUAGAUUAUCGGAAAUGGCAGAGAGGAAACAAGAGACUGUGAAUGAGAGUAGGAAAACAAAGAUGAAGCAAGAAGAGUGGAAGAUUGUGGGAAGUGGACCGAAUAGGAGGAAAAUAAAAAAGAGUAGAAUUCCGCCCGAGUUGUUUGUAAGAGCAGCUGUUCGACCAUUUACUUAUAGGAAUUUAGUUAAAGAGAUUGUUCUUAUGAGACAUGGAAUCAUUGAUGGUGACCUUUGUGUGAAAGGUUAAAAGGAAAUUAUCGGUUUUCUUUGUUUUUGAUCUAUGGUUGUGUAGAGGAUGAAGAACUCCAUAGCGAAAUCAGUUUGUUCGUUGGUUAAGUAUUGCCUUACUCAUGUAAUUGAUUGGUCUCAUUUUGCUUUAGGAAAGCAGAGCAAUUCUAUUGGGUUUGUUUACUAGUGAUAAGAUUUGCAUUUCUGUUUCCGUGGUUCUUCUUUGUCAAUUUUGUAAACAUGGAAGUUACUGUUAAGACAUUAAGGGGUAGCCAAUUUCAAGUCAGGGUUCCAGCUACUGAUAAGACGCUUUUAAUGCCCUUGGUUAGAAGACUGCAAUGCUGUUUGCCUGAAGUGCUCAAUUGGCGCCAGGAUUCAUUACUGCAAGUAAUUUCUUCAUACUGAUAGACCUUGCCGGUCCUUGCCCACUCUAAAAUAAGACACUUUUGUGGCCCUUGAGAAGAUGCAAUGCUGUCUCCUCAAGUGCUCAAUUGGCGCCAGAAUUUCUUGCUCCAGGUGACAGAUUCCCACUGAUAGACCUUGCAGAAAUACACCACAAACGAAUAAACAAAGCCAAACAAGCAAGUGAAGGUCCACCAUCACCAUCGUCACCACCACCGAUGAAGGGAUCUUUACUCUAGAGGAAGCUCGACAAUGUCAUACUUAUAAUCGUAGCCGUUGUCGCCACUAAAAAGGCCAUCAUUCUUUUUGUAAACUUUUGUUGUCCCAUUUUUCAGGACGUCACGCUGAGUAUAUGAGAAGGGUAUGUCAUACGAACACCGUGUUGCCAUCAAACUCGCUUUCACUCUACUCAUAGGUGGCACAGUGAUAGUGCGCACAGACCCCACUUCAACACUUUCCAUCUCCGUUUCUCCCCAGUUCCAAGAUUGGCUACGCUCAGCGGAAAUCUCAAGCGAACCCGAUUUUAUGAGUGGGACACCAAGGGUACCAGUCAAUUUGACGCUCCCUUUCCAGGUUCCUCAAUCUCCAUGUAGCUGAACUCGUCCGGAUAGCUGUGGUGUGUGGCGAUGCAGCUGUCUUUACCAUAUCCUGUGUAUCGCUUGCAAAACAAGCCGUUCUUCAGACAUCGCAUGGCGACGAAUUUUCCAUCAAGUGUUGUGGGUAAAAAUACGGUGUUGGUGUCAUGGACUUUGGGGCAAGCCUGCGUUAAGCAUACCCAAGAAUUAGGUUGCAUAUCCGUCCAGUAAGUGCCAAACUGAGUACUCUUCAGGCGUAUGCCUCCAUCGCGACUUGGAGACACCUCGAAGUCAUAAAUUGAGGAAUUAUCGGCUCUGGAACGCAAGUCCAUAUACCCAUCAGCAAAGGCCUUUGCGUGGCUUUGGCUUUCUUUGAACUUGACCCUGAUAAGGUCGGGCAGCGUAACGACAGAUUCCCAGUCAAUGAAGGUGCACACAUCAACAGUCUUGUCAUCUGGUUUCAUUUUAGGCAAUAAAGUCAAGCAACCGAGAAAAUUAGCGGUAUCGGAGUUACCGUUAUACCUCCUAACAUAGUUGCCGGUAUUGACAUGGCGAAGCCUAGCGACGCUGUUGCUGUUGGAAUGCACGAAAACAGGCUGGAAGAGUGUGCAAUGUUUUUCAGACUGAUUCUCCUCAGGUUUAACGGCCAUGGCAGUUAUCCAGCUGUUGGGACCACCGGUUGUUGCCCAGUACUUGUUAUUGAGCAAAGACCUGAUAUGAACGAGUCCAUUUCCGGUGGUAGCUGGCACGACCUCGAAUCUCGUCUCGAGCCCGAAACUGUGUUCUCCCUCGAACCUGAGGGUAUUAGGUAAAUUUGGAUAUUCUGUGUCGAUUCGCAAAUAUCUAUUGUUAUCGUCUGAUUGUAUGAUGACAUACUUCGGUAGUGCUUUUGCCAUGACAACAACAGGGGUCCGACUUGCUGAUGGUACCAGUUAUCAAGAGAAGUUGUAGACAGGAGUCUCUGCUGCUGCUGAUUCAAUUUCUGUGCGACUCUCAAGUAAUUUCUUUCUUCUUUGUUUGUGUUUUUUUUUUUUGUUUCUUGGUUGAAUGUUUCUGUGGUAUUUAUCUAUCUUUGAUUGUUCAUUCGAAGAUCUGAAUAAGUCUGAACAAGAAUUUUUACAUUUAAGAUCAACUUCCACC